GAGCAAAUGAAAAGAUGAAUAUUUGUGUUCAACACUGGCUGAGAGCGAAGUGAAGGCAGAUGCAGAAGAGCAAGAGGUGGAGGAGGAGGAGCAAAGUGGGGGCUUGCUGUCGGUGCAAAGUUUAUCAGCAACGGGGACUUCUCUCAUCCGUGGCAAAAGGGCAGGUGCAAGAUUUGUGCACACACCUGUCCUCUUACUUCCGGAAUAAAAAUAUCUACAUCUACUGUAUGUACUGUAUGUAUUUGACAGUUAACACAGAAUGAGAUUUAGGUCACGUUCAGUCUUCAUCACUGGACUGAUGAUCGGAUUUAUAUCCCUGCGAUAUUUUUUAGACUCAGACUUGCCGAAGAGUCAUGAACAAGAUGCCUGGCAAGGAGACCAACUCGAACACAAAGGUGUGAACUUGAGAUCUCCAACAAAUUCAUCACAAACGACCCGUAUCUUGUGUUGGAUCAUGACAGGGCCGAAGAAUAUGGCGUCCCGGACCAGGCACAUCAAGGAAACUUGGGCGAAGCGCUGCCACAUAGUGUUGUACAUGAGUUCCGUUCAUACGGACUUCCCAACAGUGAAACUGAAUGUCAGUGAGGGACGAGAGCACCUGUACUGGAAAACAAUCCGUGCCUUUGAGUACAUCUACAAAGAGCACCUGGACAAUGCAGAUUGGUUUUUAAAAGCCGACGAUGACACAUAUGUGAUUGUGGAGAAUCUACUCUCCAUGUUGUCAAAGCUUGAUCCUGAGAAGCCUUAUUACCUGGGAAGAAGGUUUAAACCUUUUGUCCGUCAAGGCUAUAUGAGCGGCGGAGCAGGCUAUGUCCUCAGUAAGGAAGCACUACGGAGAUUUAUGAAAGGUUUGGCCACAGGAGCGUGCACCCACUUCUCUUCCAUCGAGGACCUGGCUCUGGGGAAGUGUAUGGAGACAAUGAUGGUGGAGCCGGUCGAUACCAGAGAUGUGAAAGCAAGACAAACGUUUCAUUCUUUCCCUCCGGAGCUUCAUUUGGCCAGACAGUUCCAAAAGAACCCUUGGUAUCUGGAUUAUGAAUACUACCCUCCAAUUCAAGGUCCGGGAUGCUGUUCAGACUUUGCUGUGUCUUUUCACUACAUUUACGCUGUUCAACUCUAUGCCCUGGAAUACCUGGCAUACCAUCUCCGGCCAUAUGGAUAUAAAUACAGAUUUUUUUCCAGUGAACAUAAAUAUUUCAAUGGAACGACAAAACAACUGUGA
Molecule: messenger RNA, 1222 nt
Organism: Hippocampus zosterae (dwarf seahorse)
Lineage: Eukaryota; Metazoa; Chordata; Actinopteri; Syngnathiformes; Syngnathidae
Gene: c1galt1a
Product: core 1 synthase, glycoprotein-N-acetylgalactosamine 3-beta-galactosyltransferase 1a
Exons: 3
Coding region: 260-1222 (320 amino acids)
Cellular component (GO): membrane
Molecular function (GO): N-acetylgalactosaminide beta-1,3-galactosyltransferase activity
Source: RefSeq, a predicted model, not a curated record